Messenger RNA from Sycon ciliatum, 1604 nucleotides. Its product is annotated as queuosine 5'-phosphate N-glycosylase/hydrolase-like. The transcript has a single exon. Bases 300 to 1361 code for a protein of 353 amino acids. Lineage: Eukaryota; Metazoa; Porifera; Calcarea; Leucosolenida; Sycettidae. The record is from RefSeq and is a predicted model, not a curated record.
GAUUAAUUAUUUGUUACUUACUAGCAGCUGCGGAGGUAUUUUGAUGGUAUUUUCGAAUACCCGAUUGAUCAUCAUGAUGACUAGAACUUAGAAGGACGGAGACAACCACGGACCAAUCCACCGGCACCAAGGCAAACCGAGCUAACAGCAUCGCUAGCUAGCCUACGUCUGGGAGGAAGGGUCCUUUUCAGGCAAACUAUCACUAGAGCGUUUGGCCGGCUAGGGGCUGGCCCUCACGGUUUCUGAGAAAACCUAUCAACGGGUACAUUGCGAUUCGUGGGUUCGGAAAUUUCUUUACGAUGGAGCAAUCCAAGAGGUUGGGGCCUCUUGAGUCAGCAGAAUUCAUAACUGGCCACUCCAAGGAUGUGAGCAUUUUGCUUGACGGAAUUCAAUCCCUGGCUGACAAACUGGAGACGUUGAUUUCGUCACAAAGCUUCAGCAUGAAGACGGCGGUGUGGAAAAGCAUUGUGUACGCGCAAACGCCGGAGAGGACCGCAGUGGACUGGAUCUUCUUCAUAGAUCUCAUGAAUUAUUCGUACUGGUCGGAUGAUCCCAGCGUGGAUUAUGCAGUGAAAUAUCGUGAAGAGGACCAUAUCGAUUUCUGGGCGUUGUGCUCAGCGGUGAAACGUGCACUGGACGAGGGAAUACCCCUGUUGUCCGCUGAAUACCUAGCCAAAAUUACCAUUGAUGACGUCAGACAUAUAUUUCGUUCAUCGUCAUCUGUUGAGCUAUCGCUAUUGGAGACUCGACAGCAGCAUCUAAGCGCUGCGGGCAAGGUGCUUAUGGAGAAGUUUCAUGGCUCUUUCUCCAAUUGCGUGGACUCGUGUGGCCAUAGCGCGAAAAGGUUAUUGGAAAUUGUUGUCACUAACUUCCCAUCAUUCCGCGAUGAAGCCGAUUUCAAUGGCUCGCCAUGUGCGUUCUACAAGAGAGCCCAGCUCCUCAUAGCUGACCUAUGGGCGUACUUUGAGAACAAGAGCUUUGGCAGGUUUGAGGACAUUGAUUGCAUCACUAUGUUUGCCGACUACCGUGUUCCACAGGUCCUACUCCAUCAUGGCGUCCUCCAGUACUCUGAGUCGCUCAUGUCCCACUUGCGGGAGCGCCGCUUGGUGGACGUGGGCCACCGGUGGGAGCUGGAGAUCCGCGCGGCCACCAUCUGGUCCGUUGAAUUGGUGCGCCGCGAGCUAGUAAAGCGAAGAGAUAGCAGGCAAGCACAGCAGAGGAGUGGUACAGAUGAGUUGUGUUCCUUGCCCCUGAACAGCAUCAUGAUAGACUUUCACCUGUGGUACUCAUCGAAGGACAUGAACUUGACCGACCAGUCGCUCGACUUCCCCAUGCACCGCACCAGGACAACGUUCUACUGACCGAGCAUGGUGUCUAUUGUAGCAGGAACACCGCCGACAAAUGUCAUGCCACCACAGUCAAUCCUCCCAGGGCAGAGUUGAAACUACUAGUACUAGUACUGCUGCUGCUGCUGCUGCUGCUGCUGCUGCUGCUACUAUGAUCUACAUGCAUGCGUUGACUUUGGAUUCUUCUAUUCAACUUUCCGGAUAAUCAUGGAUUUUUCAAUGAAGUUCUUUGGGUACUAUGACCUGAAUGGAAAGUUA